AUGCUCAGUAUUAGCAAAAGAAAUGAAACAGAAAUUAAGAAAAUUGAAGACAGUCUUCUAAAGAUAACCUAUCCAAUAUGUAAAUUCGGCUAAUCCCAUUUUCAAGAAAAUGCGACUUAAAUAUGUUUAGAUGAAAGAUGCCCUUCUAAUAUUAGAUUUGAAUUAAUUUGUAACAGCUGCACUUCAAAAAGAGGGGAACAUUUUAAAGAGCAGCAUAAACAUGCAAAUCUUGGCGCGAUAGCUCAAGACAUUAUUGAUCAAAUAAAGUAAGUGAUAUUACCUGAAUAAACCAAAGAGCAUAACUAGGAAAGUAAAGAGGCUAAUGAAUAGUAAAGUGAGGUUACAGUAGCAUAAUAAAAUGAGAAAAAUGAAAAAAACAAUAAAAGUAUGACUAAAAUGUUGGAAGAACAGGUCAAUUAAUGGAUAGAAAUGUCAGAAAUAUGCCGCGAAGUUGCAAGAAAAAUUCACAUUUCAAGUGAAAAUUAUAUUCAAUCUAAAUAUGCCACAGUUCCUACAGAAUAUUUAUAGAUAUUGUCUUGUAUUUCUAAUUUAACUAAAGAAAGUACAGUGGAUAAUAUUAAUUAGCAAUUUAGAGAGCUUUAAAGAUAUACAAAAACUCAAGAACCUUAAUCGAGUAGGGAUUAGAUUACCUUAAAAGUUGAAGACUCAGCAUCUAAAUAAAUAUUAGAAUAAAUCGAAAAGAGUGCUCAAGAAAAACUUACUAAUUCAUAAAGUAUAUUAACCGAAUUAAGAAAAAAGCUAGAAGACUUAGCUAGUCAGCCUGAAGUUUAAAGCUAUCAGUAAAUUAAAUAUCAAGAGUACUAUUAAGAAAAUGCUAGAGCUCUUGCAGAAAAGUGCCUUCACAUUAAAUCGUUUGAUGAUGUUUAAUAAAUUUAACCUACUCAUGAGCUGAUUGUAAUAAAGUCUUUAGAGUAAGAAAUAGUAGAUUCUCUCAAGAAGAUUAACCUAGCUAACAGACUUAUUGACAUAGAGAUGCCUUAAGAUACUUAAACAUCUAAUUGCAAAAAAAUUAUUGAGCUUUUGAUUUCUGAUAACUCUCCUUUUCAAAACAUUGCAGGCAUAAAUUUAAUUCUACCCUAAAAGAAUUUAAGAGAUUUAGAUAACACAAAUGACUCAAGCAACGAAUUAAUUAUUUCUUUAUUAAAACCUCUUCAAAAAAUCAUCUAAUUAAACAAAUUUAAAGACUUCGGAUUGAAUUUUAAAAACUGGUCAAAAUGUACAAAUAAAACGGCAAAUGCACUUUCUGAUACAAUUAAAGCUUUAUGUGCCUCUUCUCAGAACUUGAUUAGUUUCUCUCUCAAUCUACAAAGUUUGAUACACUUAGGUGGUGAUUAAUUCACUAAUUUCAUAGAAUCUUUGAAGAUAUUCUCUUAAAAGAGCUCUCGUAUUCAAAACUUUUCUUUUAAUAUUAGCAGGCUCAUAAAUUUAAACCAGUCAGAAUUCAAAGGAAUAUUGGAGUCGAUAGAAUAAAUUGCCUUAAAUAACUAAAAUAUCCAUCAUUUUGAACUUAAUUUGUCACUAAUCUAAAACAUUCAUGAAGAUGCUUACAAGCAGAUAGGAGAAAUUUUAUAAAUAUUAGCUACUAAAAAUAAAACAAUAACUACCUUGAAGCUUAGUUUCAUGGGUUGGUCAAACAUAUCUGAUAAAAAUGCAUUAAUUAUACUGGAAAAUUUAGAAUAAUUAGUUAUGAGUAAUAAUCUUUUCAAGUGCUUUACCUUUGAUAUAUAAAACUGGGAACUUUGCACCGAUGUUUGCAUACAAAAAGUAGAAAAUAUGAUCAAAACUCUGACAUCAUUUUGCAAAACAUUAGAAGAAUUCAGCUUAAAUAUGUCAUAUUGGAAGCUAGGCAAAUAAAAAGCUGCUACUGAUUUAGCAAAUACUUUAGUUAAGCUAGCCAAAGGUAGUCCAAAAAUAUACAAAUUCAACCUUGAUUUUUUCAAUUGGUCUGAUGAGUGUGUAGAGAUUUUUGAAUAGUUACAGUAAGAUUUGUAAAUUUAUUUCAACUCUGUUAAUGACUACCAUAAAUGA
Tetrahymena thermophila SB210 is the source of this 2049-nucleotide messenger RNA. RefSeq lists its product as hypothetical. NCBI's taxonomy places the organism in Eukaryota, Ciliophora, Oligohymenophorea, Hymenostomatida, Tetrahymenidae. The record is from RefSeq and is a predicted model, not a curated record. The transcript has 11 exons.